GGAAAGGAUGUGGCUCUUGUACAGCCUCAUCUAAUCGCUUUUUAUUUCUUUCCUCUCCUCAGUUACAAUGGCGGUAUCUGUGUGGACGGAGUCAACUGGUUUCGGUGUGAGUGCGCUCCCGGUUUUGCUGGACCGGACUGCCGAAUCAACAUAAACGAGUGCCAGUCUUCACCGUGUGCCUAUGGUGCCACCUGUGUGGACGAGAUCAACGGCUUCCGCUGUAUCUGUCCGCUCGGUAGAGCAGGAGUCCGAUGCCAAGAGUUUAUAGGUAUUGGGAAGACUUGCCGCUAUGCUGGGCUGCAGUUUCCCCACGGCAGCCGCUGGGAGGAAGAGUGCAACAGCUGCCAUUGCAUCAAUGGCAAAGUGGAGUGUACAAAGGUGCUGUGUGGUCGUCGUCCCUGCCGCCUUCAGUCUUCAGGCCAGGACCAGAAACAGCAGUCCUGCCCGGGUGGACGGGAGUGUCUGGAGCACAGCUACCUCACGUGCUUCUCCCCACCCUGCCACCAGUGGGGAGUUUGCUCCAUGGCUGGACCAUCACCUCCACAAGCAACCACCAAGUGCCAGCCAAACACCAGGCAUUUGGACAACAGCUGUGGCCGCAUCACACUUGUUUUCAACAGAGACAAAGUACCAACAGGAACAACAGUGGAGAACAUCUGCUACGAGCUGAGGUAUCUUCCUGACACCCGAAGCUUGGCUAAAGAUCACGCCCUUCUCCUGCUGUGUGACCUCUCUCAAUCGAAUCCGGAUGCUGUCGAGGUGGCCAUAUCUUUCCAGCCGGAGGAUCUACCAGACCACAGUCUGAUCCAGGAGGCAGCCAGCGCCAUAGUGGGCACCUUGUCCAAGCGGCACAACAGCACUGUAAUGCUGGCGGUCAUCGAGGUCAAAGUGGAAACACAGGUCAUGACCCCAUCAGUGGAUUACCUGGUGCCUCUCCUGUGCGUGAUCCUCGGCUUGCUCUGCCUCUUCUGCAUCAUUGUAUGUGUUUGGUGGACACGUAAACGGAGAAAAGAGCGUGAGAGAAACGCUCGCUCAUCCACCACCGACAGCGUGAACAACCAGUGGCAGCCACUUCGGCUUGUUGUGGGACGUCCACAGCAGCAGCAGCAGCAGCUGAAAGAGAGCAACAGGGACGCCGAGCAGGAGCGCAAAAAGCUCAUGGGCCCCUCCUAUCGGACGUGUGAUGAGGGAGAGGAGGAGGAGGAAACGGAAGGCGAGCUUGAGCUCGAGGAGGAGUGUGGAGGAGCAGAGGCGGGAAAGCAGCCGGUUUAUAAGUACUCUAAGACUGCAGUGCAGUCCAGUGGGGGAGUGAUCUGUACCAUGCACAGCUCCAGCUCACCCCUCAAAGCGCCCCACCGGACCCCAGGCUACAGCCCCAAAGACAACCGCUGGAAAAAUGUCAGUGCCGCCUUGACUGGUCAAAAAGACCUCAGAGACCAUUGUGUAUAAGAAAUUUAAACAAAGGACUUGCGAUGUGGAAGCGAGAGAAGCUGCAAGGCAGCGACUACUCUUAUUUUUGGACUACUUUUGGGAAGAAAAAAGGCUUUGUAUUUUAAUAAGCCGUUCUUUGCUUUGUUUUCAUGUUUUUGUCACUGUCACCUGAAAUGAUUUUUGAUUCAGGAGGCUAGAGCACAGUGAACAUCCUUUUUUGCUUCUGUUCACUUAAUUUUUUCUUUAAUUAUGUACAGAAGGAGCUGAAAUGUAACAAUUUUUUCAGGAGGCAAAAGAAGCCUUCUCCAGUUUUUGUUUAUGGGAUUGUACCAUUUAUGAGAUGAUAAAUCAUUGAAAAGGAGAAAAAAACAACCUGUAUAAAGAUGUUUUUUGUGUUUACAGAUGAUUAUGAUUUCGUUAAGUUGUCAGCGGGCUCCUGUUUAGCGUCUGUGGGGGGGGCAGAUACACAUUAAGGGACAGUAAGGGUUUUUAGGGAAACGGACUGUUGUAGCCACAGUAACAGAGGAAACCCUCCCUUUACUCUGUCUCUUUCCGGCUUUGCCCACCGAUCCACCUGUGGCCGUCGUGCGCCAGCCUUACCAAAACACUUGGCCUGGAGGGGAGAGGGGACAGAAACCCCAGUGCCUACUAUGUGGCCUUCCAUUUAUUUUUCUCCUGUCUCUCAGUUGUCUUGGCUGAAAGCUCUGGUUGAGGAUUUUUUGCAGUAUUUGAGUUGGUAGCAAGUGCCUUUCUAAGAGCUGCAUCGAGGCUCUCCAAGUCGCGCUGCCCAGUUUGACCUCCUUAUUCUCAAAUCUCAAAGGGAUAUAAGUGUACAUCGAGAGAGUUCAAUUUCACAGCAACGCCAUUCAAGGUAUUUGAUCAAAACAGAAAUGAAUACUCUGUACAUAUGUGUAAAUACUAAAGGAGUCGCUGUGUAUAUUUGAAAUAAGUAACUUAAAGACAAGUCACACAUUUUUAUUAUUAUUAUUAUUGUU
Molecule: messenger RNA, 2426 nt
Organism: Plectropomus leopardus (leopard coralgrouper)
Lineage: Eukaryota; Metazoa; Chordata; Actinopteri; Perciformes; Serranidae
Source: RefSeq, a predicted model, not a curated record